Messenger RNA from Scatophagus argus, 3931 nucleotides. RefSeq names its product potassium voltage-gated channel subfamily A member 2-like. The coding region runs from base 1111 to 2703 and encodes 530 amino acids. Lineage: Eukaryota; Metazoa; Chordata; Actinopteri; Scatophagidae. The transcript is spliced from 3 exons. Gene Ontology annotation, biological process: potassium ion transmembrane transport; protein homooligomerization. The record is from RefSeq and is a predicted model, not a curated record. Gene Ontology annotation, cellular component: membrane; voltage-gated potassium channel complex. Gene Ontology annotation, molecular function: protein binding; delayed rectifier potassium channel activity.
AGGCGUAGCUAAGACUAAGAUUCAAACAGAUGGCAGGAAUGUGCCAUCUAAAUCCUGCAACAGUUGAAUCACACGAGUGAUGACUUACCUGUGUGUAUUUUGAACAGCUACUUUUACCCAGUUGCUUGUAUGAGGUGAUGCAGCAAAACUUGGAGGCAAAAAAUAAUCACUGAUUCUGCAUCAUAUAUUCAAAUUGAUACAGUUUGCAAAUUUGCUAUAUUUAUAAUAUAAGAAAUGUUUUCUGUGUUUCAAUGGUUAAAUAUUGUUUGAUGACAUAAAGAAAUUUGAGUUUUUAUCACUUUAAGAGAGCAGGAGCAGGAAAUUUAGUUUUAUAUGUUUGGUGAUUAUGCAGUGUAAUUUAUGGAUGUGGACUCAAAUCAAGUGAGUAAAUGCAAACUUUUUAUUUAGCAACAUUAGCAAGUAAUCACACAUGAAAUAUUUGCUGUUUAUCUGGAAAAGAAUAAUCAAUCUAUAUGUUCUUUCAAUAACUAUGAGAGUUCCACACUUUUCUAUUUUUACUUAAUAAACAUUUAAAUAAAAAGUAAAAUACGUCUGGGUCAAUGAACAGUGGGGGGCCUCAUUCAGUCAGAGUGCCAUGCUUGUUACAGAGGCUAACACCAUGUAGUGCCAGGCAGAGGUGAUAUUUGAUAGGGUGGUUGAAGGUUGUCUUGCCCCAAAGCUAAAAUGGAGGGAAAGGACAGGGAGGGGCUGGAGAGGUGUAGCAGAGAUUGAAUUUCAACGGGACAGCAUUCCUAAAAAAUUUCAAGACAGACAACAUGAGGCAGCAAGAGACAGGGCAAGACCGUGAGUGUUCCCUUAGCCAACAACUGGAAGCACAGUUUGUGUACAACCUGGUCAGAGAGUUUAACCGAACUGCCGGUGGACUAAAGGUAGACCCGCCAAGCCAAACAGGGACUUUGUGUAUACGCAGACGGACAUGAUGACAGCGAAAAAGACAGACAACCUGAUGAGCCACAGGAGACCAGCAAUGUGAUUUUUCAUCCUGCCAUUAGUCUCUGUCAGCAGCUGUUUUACACUUAACAUGGUUUGCUUUUAGGUCCAGCUUUACAACUUCUAAGGAGAGUGAUUUGUUGCGUUCCCUGCCCUGGCAUGGACAGAGGUGACCCACAUGAAGAUGAAAGAGGAGGGAGAGGGAACAAGAGUGAUGGAGAGAAAGAUAAACAGCUCAAGAACCAGCUCAACAGUGAGGAGAAAGGAGAGAAGGAGAUCAAAGUGAAUGAGAAAGAGAAGAGGAAAGAGAGCCGGCGGUCUGGGUCUCUAUGGAGAAAUGGAUGGGCGCUGAGUGAAAGGCUGGCCAUCAAUGUCUCAGGGAUGCGUUAUGAAACUCAGCUUCGCACCUUAGCCCAAUUCCCCGACUCCUUGCUUGGGGACCCCAGGCGGAGGUCACGAUACUUUGACCCAAUUCGAAAUGAGCUCUUCCUGGACCGCAAUCGGGCCUGCUUUGAUGCCAUCCUGUAUUUUUACCAGUCAGGUGGGAGGCUUCGGAGGCCUGCCAACAUACCCUUGGACAUCUUUAUGGAUGAGCUGAUGUUCUAUGAACUGGGAGAGGAGAUCAUGAACCGUUUCAAGGAGGACGAAGGUUUUCCAAAAGAGGAGGAGAGCCCGCUGCCAUCCAAUGAAAUCCAGAGAAGACUAUGGAUGCUGUUUGAGCACCCUGAGUCCUCGUCAGGCGCACGUAUCAUAGCCAUCAUCAGUGUUAUGGUCAUUGUGGUGUCCAUCCUCAUCUUCUGCCUGGAGACUCUACCGGACUUCAGGAAUGAGAAAGAGACACGAGAGGAAUAUUUUUACAGGUACCACUCCCAGGCAAAGAACGUGUCUGAGAACAUGCCUCCUCCAUCUGGUGUUUUCCAUGACCCCUUCUUCUUGGUGGAGACCAUAUGUAUAUGCUGGUUCUCCUUUGAGCUCCUCAUGCGUUUCACAUGCUCACCCAGCAAGAUGCGCUUCUUCAAGGAUGUCAUGAACAUCAUUGAUUUCAGUGCCAUCCUGCCCUAUUUUGUCACUUUGGGAACAGAGCUGGCCAAGGACAAUGAUGCCUCUCCAGCCACAUCUUUGGCCAUCAUCAGAGUCAUCAGGUUAGUAAGAGUUUUCAGGAUCUUCAAGUUGUCUCGUCACUCAAAAGGCCUCCAGAUCCUUGGUCAGACACUGAGGGCCAGCAUGCGUGAGCUGGGCCUGCUUAUCUUUUUCCUUUUUAUUGGCGUCAUCCUCUUCUCCAGUGCCAUCUACUUUGCUGAGGCUGACCACACCAAUACAGCCUUUAUCAGUAUACCACAUGCCUUCUGGUGGGCAGUUGUCACCAUGACCACAGUGGGCUAUGGUGACAUGUACCCAGAGACAGUGUGGGGUAAGUUAGUGGGCUCGAUGUGCGCCAUUGCUGGUGUGCUUACUAUAUCUCUGCCAGUGCCUGUCAUAGUGUCCAACUUUAGCUACUUCUACCAUCGAGAGACUGAAUGUGAGGAUCAAACUGAGUACACCCAUGUCAAGACAAGUCUAUGGGACAAUGAUGAUCCAGAAGAGGAGGAAAUAGAGGAAGGCGACGGGUAUCCAGAGGGAGAUUAUUAUGCCAUUGAGGGCAUCUGCAACCCUCUGAACGGGACACUGUUAGGUGGACUGUGUACAGGACAAAGCACAGAGUUCAGAGGAGGAAAUAUGUAUCUGAGGGAACCACUUGUUACUCAAGUUUAGGAACCAUGAGUGUUGAUUUGUGCCAUUUGACAAAGGACGAAGUAAAUGAAAAAGAAGGAGAAAAAAACAAUGAAUAUGAGUUCAUAGGUCUACAGGUCCCAAAGAAACAAACUGGCCAAGAGAAACUGGUGAAUAAUGAAGUAAAUAUAAUAUAUAAAUAUAGCACAAAUUUUGGCUUUGAUACUUUUCAUUGCCUUUCCUUGUUCAUUUAUAGGUACUUAUUAAAGCAAUACCCAUCCAGUUGCUCAAAUGCAACUUUUAUAUAAAGAUUUAAAAAAGCAAGAAAAAGACAGCGAUAUUAUAUUCUCAGGGUCAUGAUACAAGUAUAAUGUAAGCUGUUAUUUAUUAAUGCUAUAAGCUCUUGUUAGAAAUAAAAAUGACUUUUUGAAUGUCUGUUCUGUGCCUUGAAACUAUGAUGUCUUAGUGCUGUCACCUUGUGGCUUAAUGUUUGAAGUGGAGGCACAUAGAUUAUCAGUAAUUUAGAUGUUAUUCAUCAUCAAAACUCAACCAUACACCAGCAAUGCUGUCAUGACAGGCAGGCUUUCAUAAACUCACCCCAAAUUCUCAACAUUCUCUGUAUGUCACAUACAAAGUUCACAUUUGUGUACUUUUGGCUUGUGUGUCCUGAAGCGACACUGAAGCCAUGUUACCUAUUUGUAUUAAAGUUUUGAUUGCUAUGGCAAAAAAAUUCUGUAUUUAACUGCUUAAUCAUGCACUCAGUGUUUUUAAUAAAGACUAUAUUUUAUUAAUUUUCUUAAAAAAAAGUAGUGUCAUUUGGUUGCCUGUGCUAUUGGUAAAAUCAUAUUUGCCUGUUAAAUAUAGUAGUGUUAUUUUAGGAUAUGAAAUACAACAAACAGUUACAUUUAAUCCUUCACUGCUUAGGCUACUGCAUCUCUUAGCUCAACAUUUAAUCAUGGGUGUUUGCCAGAUCGAAUCUGUGUCUCAAUUUUGUAUGGCCAUGACCAACCUUUUCCACAGCUACUAAGCUGUCAGAUGGAAUAGCUUCCAACAACAAUGCUCUCAGUUUCACUGGAACACAUAAGACUUUCCACAACAUCACAAUGGUGACCUAUGUUAAGUUAUGUGUACUGAUGCAACAUGGCACGUGUAAACUGCUUCCGCAAUGUGUUUUAGUGUUUUGUGUUAAUGCUGUUAGUUUAACAGACAGUAAAAGGCAAAUAAAUUUAAAUAAAUUUUAUGUGAAAUAAACAAACAUGAUUCACGAUUA